Molecule: messenger RNA, 936 nt
Organism: Zygotorulaspora mrakii
Lineage: Eukaryota; Fungi; Ascomycota; Saccharomycetes; Saccharomycetales; Saccharomycetaceae
Exons: 1
Coding region: 1-936 (311 amino acids)
Source: RefSeq, a predicted model, not a curated record
AUGCUUUUACAAAUGAACAAGUUUAUGCAUUUGAUGGUCACACUACAGCAGGAAGGCUAUGAGUUUUCUGUAUUUGUUAGAAAAGGAGACAGGUUUGCUAAAGAUCGCAAUAACAAGCUUUCAGAUGUGUAUUUAGAUCCGAUAACCGAAAGUCUUGUAUCGCCCGAUAUUUGGGACUCGAUAGGGAAUGACUCUGUAGCAGACCAUAGUCAGAUACCAUCGCAAGAAACGCAUGAUUACAAAACCUUCAAACUUGCCGUUGAUAGACCCUCACAGGUGGAAAAGUAUGUGGAAAGUGCGUUGAAGCUCUUGAGACAGGUUCCAUGUAAGGUGAUCGCCAAGGUUUGGAUUAAGAUCAUUGAACCCAAGAAAAAGACGAAAUAUCCGUACAUCAAAGGUGAUUCUACGAAACCGUCGUGGUGGCCGAACGAUGUGGAGCAUAAGGAGCCAGAUCAUCUCAGGAAGCCUGAUAGACUGAGACUACUGUGUGCAAUCAUUAUCAAAAUCCUUCCUCAAACAGGUGAUCUUAAGAUUUUGCAGGAUUUGAAAGAUUCGACUUUUGCAUUAUCCAUCCUCAAGAACGAGCCUGAAAAAAGGGCAAUUCUAUGUAAUCUAUUUGAUAUCUGCAAAAAUCUCCUGAUCAAUUAUUCGGGGGAAUUGAAAACUAUGGACGUGAUAAAUCUGGGAGCUCUGAAAUCCAGUCAACGUGUCAUAAACAUUAUGCAUAAUAAGAAGUAUGAAAUUCCUGAUCAUGGUCCUAUUUUUCUGCCAGAAGUUUCGGAUGAAGAGAAUAGUAGCUGUGCUUCGCAAGAAUGUAAAUUAGACGCAUAUGAUAUUAAAAAUAUGUCAGAAAGUAUGCUACUUGAUGUGUUGGUGGAGAAUGAUCCAGAUUUGCAUGAAUACUUAAAUCAUUUCGAUGCGGAAGAUAAUGCAUAA